ACGUGGGGCUUCAGCAGCGGAACGUGAGGGGAAAACAGCGCUGGAGGGAACAGUACUAACACAGGACUUUCUUUGGUUGUUCACUUGAUUCGGUGGCGAAAGUAGAAUGGAGGACAACUUUAACGCCGUUCUUAGUUGCGAUGACAAGGAACAGUUGAGGAGGAAGUUGUCCCUGCUUCAGAAAGAGUACCUCCGGACAGCUCAGCGACUUCAGCGUGCAGAGCGAUCAGAGACAGUCCGUAGGCAUGUAAGGAGCCGGAUCUCCCAGCAGAACCAGGAGAGGGACGAAGGCCAAGCCAGCUCAGCUCUCUACCCAGCCUCGUCCCCUCUCACUCUGGGCAGCCCAGGCAGGGCACUCCCAGGCUCAGCUCCUGGCCUGGGCCAUGUUGGAGGUAGCUCGGUGGGCCAGAAGAGGACUCCAUCUGUCCGCUUCCUCCUCCCUGCUGGAGGAACCUGCUCUUCAACCCCUGACCCCGGACAAACACAGGGUCCCUUGUUAAGUCCCGCCCCUCGCCUCAGGUCACGACGAAGCAGCCUUCGUCUGGAGGGGAGGGAGGAGAAGAGGGGGGAGGCGGGUGAGACAGAACAGCUGCUGUCCUGCUCCGAGUCUGAAUCCCCCUCUCUGCUGAUGUCACACUGUGACACAGACACACUGCCUGGGAGGAGGGAGGGAGGAGCUGUAGAAGGAGACGAGGGAGGAAUAGGAAAAGAGGAGAUCAAACAAGGAAAGAGAGAAGGAAGAGAGGAGAGGACUGUUCUGAACUCCUGCACACUGGUGGAGGGUCUGCUUUUCCCGGUGGAGUACUACGUUCGCACAACAAGGCGCAUGACGUCCUCCCAGAGCCAGCCGGAUCUACAUGCAGUCAUUCUGUCUCAGCUCUCCAGGGGGCGCAAGAGAGCCAGACCCACCACACACACCAUACACACACACUCUGUAACACUAGGGACACACACACACUCGUCUCAGGGCACUGACGGCGACCACGUGACCUCAGAGUUGGCUUCCAAUCAGAGGCCUCCAGAGGCCUCCGCAACCCAUCACAUGCCUGCUCGGGAGUCAGUGACCAAUGAGGAUGCGUGUUUGGUCUCCAAAGGCCACAUUGCUGCACCAAUGAGAGGCUGCCUCAAGAGCAGGAAGUGGAGGAGAGGAAACAGGAAGGGGAGGGGUCUGGGAGGAUCUCUGAGUUUAGACUUGCUGGAGGUCGUAGCACCAGACAGACCCCAGCAUCCUGCUGGUCCUGGCCCAGCCUCGCAGCCCCUCCCUGGGGCACCAGGGCGAGAAGGCCAGCCUCUCUCUGGAGGACCAGAGACCAAGGUCUACCCCAUCUUCAGGACCAGCUCUCCUCUACAGAACAGAGGGAGUGUGUCGUCUCUUGGAGAAAGGCAUGCUGGGAGCCUCACACGAGUCCUAACGACCUUCGACCUCCAGGACUUCUAUCUCCCUGACGACCAGUUCGGCAAGCUCAAGCUGGAGAAGCUGCAACGCAUUGUCGUGGAAACGCAGGAACCCUUUGCCGCAUCUCCUUACAGCACCCGACGCAGACACCUCGGCAACCAUAUCUGUGACGAUGACUGGUACCAAGUUGCCGUAGCUACGGCAGAGCCCCUCUCACUUAGCCUCACGCCCUCUGUCAUGGACUCCGCCCCUCCCCUGAAAGAACACAGUUCGAUUGACCAACCUGAGCAGUCUGUGGGACAACAAUCAGAGGAAACGUGUGAGAUUGACAAGCCUCUCGGCCAACCAGAGGUCAUCCCCACUGUAGACUACCAAUCACAAGGUCCCAAAUCUGUGAUGAACUGUAAAUCAGAGGACGAGCAUCGUGACCAAUCUGUAGCCCACCAAUCAGACGCCCAGCCUAUAGAUCAGGAAAUAGUUGAGUGUCCUUCUGAAUGCCCCGCCCCCCAGCAUGGUCCUUCCCAGUUCCUCCUAAGUCCCUCCCUGACCACACCCAUUCAAACAGACCACACCCCCUCAGUGCAAUCCAGCCUCCAUCUACCUCUCCUCGGUCUCACCCCCCUCCUCUCCCCCUCCUCUCUGCCCUAUCUAGGCCCCCCGACACAGGCCCUCUCCCCUCCCCCCCUCUCCCCCCGCCCCUCUGACUCCCCCGUCUCUCCCCUCUUGCGCCUCACCCCUCCGCACCUUAACCGAUUGGAUGACAGAACUCCCCCACCUGCCCCAGACUCCCUGGGGGGAGAGGAAGAGGAGGAGAGGAUGGAGGGAGUCGUCCUGAGGAGAACCCACACGCUGAAGGCCCCUGCAGGAGACAGUGUAGUGGAUGCGUGCUGUGUGUCUUGGCCGACAGGAGAGAUGUGUGUGGCCGUAGCAGGAGAGAGCAGUGUGUGUGUGUGGAGUGUGUGUGUGUGCAGGACACACACACCACCCACAUGGCUGCACACCUGGAACUUCACCGAGCCAGUGAUCAGUGUGUUUCCUGUGCUGGAUGUUGCUGGGCUGCUGUGUGUGACUCUGGGAGAGCUGGAGGUCAGGGAAACCAGGGUCCUGUCCUGUGGUCUUUCCCAGGUGUUGCUGAGCAAGGAGGCGGGGCAGGUGGUAGUGGGCGUGUCCCGAGGCCGUGUGGUUAGCUCCUCCCACUCAGCGGCCCCCCUCAUCCAGGUGUUCUCUCUGCUGCAGGAUGGCAGGGUACAGUCCACCCAGCCUCUCGUGUCCCCAGGUGCGUGUGUGCGUGCGCUGGCUGCUGUGGAGGGGCAGGAGGACGCUCUGAUUGGCUCAACAGACGACGGCCAUCUUGUGUUGUGGAACAUGAGGACUGGCCAGCUACUACAGAGGAUGUUGCUGCAGCAGAGUUUGACUCAGACUAUCUGCCUAAGAGGAUACAGCAGCAGGCAGGGGGUGCUGUUUGUCCUGCUGCAGCACACGUACCACAGCUCCCUGGAGGAGAGGGAGGAGAAGGGAGGAGAGAGGGAGGAGGAGAGAGGAGAGAGGGAGGAGGACAGGAAGGGUGAGAGGAGAGGAGAGCUGUUCUCUCUGCUGGCCACCAACCCUGUAAUUGGAGGCUCUGCUGUGGUCUCUGGACUGGAGCUGCCUGGGGCCUGCUCUGCUGUGGUCUCUGGACUGGAGCUGCCUGGGGCCUGCUCUGGGAGGUUGUUGGAGGUGGAUGUCCUUGGCUCCAGAGUCCUGUAUGUGACCCAGAGGAGUGGGGGGGGCGCCUGGGUGUGUGUGUGUGUGGGAGCUGGGGGCUCCUCGAGGGGGGGCCACGGGGGUAAGAACACCUUGCUGAUGUCACAUCCCAACGGAGACCUGUCUAUCUAUCACUACAGGCCUCAAAGCACCUGACGGGGCACACACGAGUGACAGAAUCCUGUACUGUAGUUUAUUGUAUUAAUCCAAACAUUGUUCUCGGUUACUUGAGUUUUAAAAGAAACGUUUGAAAAAAAGUUUAACCUGCUGUCUUAAAUGUUGCAAUAUAUGUUUUAUUGUAUAUGUCUGAAAUAAAUGUUUAUACAAUUUUGUUUUGUCUUGGCGUGUAUGUCUGACUUUGAAACGACCCCA
Molecule: messenger RNA, 3511 nt
Organism: Hypomesus transpacificus
Lineage: Eukaryota; Metazoa; Chordata; Actinopteri; Osmeriformes; Osmeridae
Gene: palb2
Product: partner and localizer of BRCA2
Exons: 17
Coding region: 107-3295 (1062 amino acids)
Biological process (GO): double-strand break repair via homologous recombination
Cellular component (GO): nucleoplasm
Molecular function (GO): protein binding; DNA binding
Source: RefSeq, a predicted model, not a curated record